Trichomonas vaginalis G3 is the source of this 474-nucleotide messenger RNA. RefSeq names its product calcium ion binding. Gene Ontology annotation, molecular function: calcium ion binding. The record is from RefSeq and is a predicted model, not a curated record. The transcript has a single exon. NCBI's taxonomy places the organism in Eukaryota, Parabasalia, Trichomonadida, Trichomonadidae. Bases 1 to 474 code for a protein of 157 amino acids.
AUGGAACCCAAACUCGAAACUGAGGCAAAUGAAGAGGUACUUAAACAAUUAAAGGAACUAUUUGAUAUGGUUGAUAAAGAUAAUAGUGGUGCGAUUGAUUAUCAUGAGAUGUGCUACUUUUUAAAUGAACUUGGAAUUAAAAGUCCUUCUUUCUUCUCGGUCCUCAUUUGGUACAUAACAGAUAAAAAUGGUGAUGAUUUGUUAUCGUAUGAUGAAUUCAAAGUUCUCGUUUUGAACUUACCAAAAAUUGAGAAAUUACCAGAAUUUGUUGCAACUUUAGCAUUUAUCAAGCUGGACAAAGAUCACUCAAAUUCAUUAGAUCUUGAUGAAAUGACGAAAUUAUUCAAUGAUCUUAACAACCAUAUAUCCAAAGAAGAAAUCAUUAAAAUUUUCAAUCAUUUCGAUAAGGAUCACAGCGGAACAAUUGAUCUAAAGGAAUUCAAGAGAUUCAUUAGAAGAAUUGCUAAAACAUAA